Molecule: messenger RNA, 14420 nt
Organism: Homo sapiens (human)
Lineage: Eukaryota; Metazoa; Chordata; Mammalia; Primates; Hominidae
Source: RefSeq, a predicted model, not a curated record
GGAAACGCCUGGGCUGCACCGAGCUGGCGGUGGCUACGGCGACGGGAGCCGGCGGCGCUGCGGGUCAGCGGUCGCGUAGGACCCAGCGGACUCGGCAGCCUGGGGCGCCCGGCGGAGCUGAACCGCGGCCCCCGGUGGUGGGCUCAGCCGGUCGAGCUGCGCGGGAGGGUCUCACUGUCACCUUGGCUGGAGUACAGAGGCGCAAUCUCAGCUCACUGCAACUUCCACCUCCCUGGCUCAAGUGAUCUCCCACCUUAGCCUCCCAAGCAAAUGAAGAUAAAACAAUGUUCGCCAACCUAAAAUACGUUUCCCUGGGAAUUUUGGUCUUUCAGACUACCAGUUUGGUUCUAACAAUGCGUUAUUCCAGAACUUUAAAAGAAGAAGGACCUCGUUAUCUAUCUUCUACAGCAGUGGUUGUUGCUGAACUUUUGAAGAUAAUGGCCUGCAUUUUAUUGGUCUACAAAGACAGCAAAUGUAGUCUAAGAGCACUGAAUCGAGUACUACAUGAUGAAAUUCUUAAUAAACCUAUGGAAACACUUAAACUUGCUAUUCCAUCAGGGAUCUAUACUCUUCAGAAUAAUUUACUGUAUGUGGCACUAUCAAAUCUAGAUGCAGCUACUUAUCAGGUCACGUAUCAGUUAAAAAUUCUUACAACAGCAUUAUUUUCUGUGUCUAUGCUUAGUAAAAAAUUGGGUGUAUACCAGUGGCUGUCCCUAGUAAUUUUGAUGACAGGAGUUGCUUUUGUACAGUGGCCCUCAGAUUCUCAGCUUGAUUCUAAGGAACUUUCAGCUGGUUCUCAAUUUGUAGGACUCAUGGCAGUUCUCACAGCAUGUUUUUCAAGUGGCUUUGCUGGGGUUUACUUUGAGAAAAUCUUAAAAGAAACAAAACAAUCAGUGUGGAUAAGAAAUAUUCAGCUUGGUUUCUUUGGAAGUAUAUUUGGAUUAAUGGGUGUAUACAUUUAUGAUGGAGAACUGGUAUCAAAGAAUGGAUUUUUUCAGGGAUAUAACCGACUGACCUGGAUAGUAGUUGUUCUUCAGGCACUUGGAGGCCUUGUAAUAGCUGCUGUUAUUAAGUAUGCAGAUAAUAUUUUAAAAGGAUUUGCAACCUCUUUAUCGAUAAUAUUAUCAACAUUGAUCUCCUAUUUUUGGCUUCAAGAUUUUGUGCCAACCAGUGUCUUUUUCCUUGGAGCCAUCCUUGUAAUAACAGCUACUUUUUUGUAUGGUUAUGAUCCCAAACCUGCAGGAAAUCCCACUAAAGCAUAGUUGUAUACUAUCUUUAACUGGUUUUUCACGAUGGGGCACUAGGAAUCUCGACAUUAAUCUUGCACAGAGGACUUCUACAGAGUCUGAGAAGAUAUCAUCAUGCUGAAUCUGAUCAUACUGUUUUUUAAAAGUUUAAGGAUAAGACAUGUGUAUAUGUAACAAAACACAUUGCAUCUAGAAAUCAAAACUUGAAAGUAUUUCCAGGGAUUAGGAUUAGAAGGAAUAUUAGAGGAAACUUGAAAUCUGAGUUUAAAAAGAUUUUACCUUUUUGAUUGCUGCAGAAAUGUCCUAUGCACUCUUUGCAAGAGCACACAACAAAUGUCAGAUACCAAUUUUUGCAAAUUAGAUUUAAUCUUAUUAAAUGUUUUUAUCUUACUCUUUCUGUACAGAUAUAUCAAAUCACAUGAAAUAUUUAAAGUUUGAAAAUUAUAAUUACCUAUAAAGCUGUGAAAAAUAGAAGUAUAAUUUGAAAAAACAUUUCACUUAUCAGAGAUUUUUAUAUUUAUACAAAAGAUUACUAAAUGAAGGAUUGCUAAAUGUUUUUGGUUCAAUUACAUAAAAAUUAAUAUUCUGGGUCUGAUCUGUCAGAGAAUAAAUAUCAAAUCUAAAUUUAAUGUAGAGAUACAUACUAUUUCUCCAUAUGAAUUUUAAGAUAUUUUAGUGCUUCAAGACUGCUGAAAGCAAUCCAGUUGCUCCUGUGCUAGAUGGUAGCCAGAGAAUUUUAUAGUAAUGGAGGUUAGCCCUUAAUCUCUUCAUUGCAUUUCAUUUCUGUAAAUCAGAUUAAGUCCUUAAUAUUAUUUUAAAUUAAAAUUUGUGUGUAAUUGCCAUUAAAUUUUCAAAAUGUAAUUUAAAAGGAUUAAAUACUCAUUUAAUAAUUUAAAAUAAUUAUUGUAUAAUAUCUACAUUUGGAGAAUUUUGAACUAUCAAGCAUAUACUGUAUACAGUUAGAAAGUUAUUAAAUGAACAUUUUACUCAUUGAUCUGUAAAAACUUCUUUAAUCUACAACUGUUUACAAAAACAACAUUCAAACAAAUAGUACAGAUGUCAGUGACAGAACAAAAUGACUUUUCUUGGAGACAUUCCAGAUUGCCAUAUUACUUUAUUUUAAACAGCGCUAUGACUUUAAAUCCAAGGCUGCUCGGAAGAUUUUUUUAGGUCUCUCAUAAGCCUAUUCUUCCCUGAUCACAUGAGUGGGAGAGGUAGCCAAAUUUUGAAUUCCCUUUCUGUGUUCCCACAAGAGCUGCUGAGAAGGCCUGGCGCAGUGGCUCACGCCUGUAAUCCUAGCAGUUUGGGAGGCUGAGGCAGGUGGAUCACAAGGUCAAGAGAUUGAGACUAUCCUGACCAACAUGGUGAAACCCCGUCUCUACCAAAAAUACAAAAAUUAGCUGGGUGUGGUGGCACGCACCUGUAGUCCCAGCUACUCGGGAGACUGAGGCAGGAGAAUCACUUGAACCCGGGAGGCAGAGGUUGCAGUAAGUGGAGAUCACGCCACUGCACUCCAACCUGGGCGACACAGUGAGAGUCUGUCUCAAAAAAAAGAAAAAAAAAAAAGCUACUGAGAAGGAGCCACCAUUUUGCUUUAAAAUAGUGGGUUUUUUUCCUUUUUAAUGAACACUGGAGCUGAGGAUGCAGAUUACAUGAGUUAUUUAAUAAGUUGAUUCAAGAGAGAGAGAGUAUAUUAGAAAUGGUAAGAUGAUUUGGUGGGCAAAAAUGCUUUCUAUAAUUUGAAUAUGGGUUUAAUUUAAUUAUUAACUAUAGACAGAAUUACUUACUGAGUAUAAGAAGUAUUUUACUGUCUGGGCACAGUGGCUCAUGCCUGUAAUCCCAGCACUUUGGGAGGCCGAGGCGGGUGGAUCACAAGGUCAGGAAUUCGAGACCAGCCUGGCCAGCAUGGUGAAAUCCCAUCUCUACUAAUAAUACAAAAAUUAGCUGGGCAUGGUGGUGCGCGCCUGUAGUCCCAGCUACUCAGGAGGCUGAGGCAGGAGAAUUUCUUGAACACACCAGGUGGAAGUUGCAGUGAGCCAAGAUCGUGCCACUGCACCCCAGCCUGGGUGACAGAGCGAGACUCCGUCUCAAAAAAAAAAAAAAGAAAACACACACACACACACACACACCCACAGUAUGAAUGAAAAAAAUAAAAUACUUCUUUUUUUUUUUUUUUGAGACAGAGUCUCACUUUGUCGCCAGGCUGGAGUGCUGUGGCGCGAUCUCGGCUUACUGCAACCUCCCACUCCCUGGUUCAAGGGAUUCUCCUGCCUCAGCCUCUGAGUAGCUGGGAUUGCAGGCGUGAGCCACUGCGCCCGGCCUAUACUGUAUAUAUUUUUAAAGACUGUUCUAAUAGAUAUAAAAACUGUAAAAAAUAAGUAUUUUUAUAUAGCUCUCAUGGAUUUUAUUAAACAGAAUUGGCUCAAAAAUACUAUGUUACAGACUGUUGGGUACCCUUGCCUAACGUGAACUGGCAGUGUUACCUUGCUUUUGCAGUAAUAGUCUACAGAUUGCAGGUCUCAUCAAUUCCAUCCAAAGUUUAAAAGCAUUUAAAAUUACCAAAUCUUUAAAAUCACUUUGGUGGUGAUUCCAAAUUGGUACCAAGCAAACUUUCUGGAUGCCCAACAUGAUUUUCAGUAACCACCCUUUAGAGUAUUUGUUUACUAAGUUCACCACAUUUUGAACAUGGUAGUUUUAGACUGCAAUAAUAUUUAGACUUACAUUAUUACUUACUGCUAAGUAAAAUCUAAAUCCUGCAAAUGCACAGAAUUCAAGCUGAAAUAUAAUGAUUUAUGUUUAGCUCACAUUGAAGUAUUGGUUGGUUACUUAUGUAUUAAUGCAGUGUGCAUUCACAUUUAAUCAGGUUUAGUCUGUUUCUAUUUUAAUAAUUUUAAAAAAUUAUACAAGCAAAUUAGAUAUUAGACAUGUUAGUUACAAUGGUAACACAUUUUUAGGUGUCGAAACACAAUUUUCAAAAUUCCUAAUGAAAGUUAUAAAAAUGUAAACAAGAAUUGUAAAAAUGGACAAAGUAGUCAAAUAUAUUUUCAAAGCACAAUUUUAUUAGACAGGCAUAAUUUACAUUUUGCUUUUCUAGUGGGUUUGAAAAUGUUUAUUGGAGAUUGGGCUAUGUAGUUUAUAAUUUUUAAUUCAUAAAAAAGUAAUCAUACAUGAGAAGGUAGACCUGUGCCCUAGGAUCAUGUCACAUAUACAGAUAAUGCCAUUUCCUUGUGUGUGUGAUGUGUGUUUUGAUGACCUCCACAGGCCUUACUGUAUCAAGCUUUUAUAAUGAUGACUCCUUCAUUAUUUAAAUUCCUAUACUUUUUAUUUGUUAUCACGCAACUACUUUGUUCAAUGUGAAAAUGUGCUAACUCAUGGGAGAAGAGUGCCAAUUGAUAGUUCUUUUAGCAAUUAAGAAUAUGGUAUUUGGGAAGAAAAGUUUGAAAUGCAACAAAUGGAUAUUUCAACACAGUAGUAUUAUAUUAUCAGUUCUUUAGUAAGUGAUUUUAGAGAUGUUGUAGGCUACUUUUACGGUGGAAUAUAUAGUAUAGAGAUGCAAAACUUAAAUGUUUACAUCAAUUUAUAUUGAAUGUCACAUAAUUUCAUGGAAGGAAAGGUAGCUUGAUAUUUAGAUUCUAAGAUAUAAUCUGAAAGGAAACUAAUUAUGUUCUCUACACUUACUGUAAUACUGAUUAUUCUUACAUAUCAAAUUAUUGAACUUUAAAAAUUUCAUUGUAUAGUCAUUAAACUGAGUUGGGUUUUUUCUUAAAGGGUUUAGCAUCACUCAUUUGAUUUACACAUUCACAUUAUAAUAUUUAAUUAUCAUGGGUGUAUGCUUUACAUAAAAAAGGUUUAUAAAAGUUAUUUAUGCUAUAUUGAAAGUCAUCUUAAGAAUCUCCAGGUUAUUUAAAGUAGUUAUAGGAGCAGAGAACAAGCACCUUUAUCAAAAUCUGGUCCUAUGUGCCUUGCUUUACCAAAUACCUGAUUUUUCUGGAGGGUGUUCCUGUAAUUCACAACUGUAGACACAUGGGCAAAAUUAGGAUUUUUAAGAAUAAAUACAUUUCUAUUUUUUUGGUUGUUUCAACAUUAGCUCUUCAAAUUCAUUAACAAAAUUAAAAUAGGUAUAUUACAAAAGCAUAAACAUUUGUGAACAGUACUUAAAUAAAUUGUGAUACUAUUGCUCCAUCAUUGAACUUUUUGAAACUUUAACAAUUGUAUAAAACUGUCAGUUUGUUGUUUCAUUUGUAAUUACAAAAUAAUUUAAAAACUUUUUAAAAUAAUUUGGAUCCUGACUUUGUCUAUAUCUGUAUUUCAUUUGUUUAGAAAGAUUCUUUUGGGUUUGAUAAUGUAAUUUGUAUAUUUAAAUUUUUUAUGGACAUAAUUCAAAGGAAUGUAUAAAUUGGUCUUUUGUUAAAUGGCUUUUUAAUUGAUAAACUUCUCUUGUCAUUUUUUGGUAUCCAGCUAUUACCUAUUUAAUAGAUUUAUUGAAAUAGAUUAUUUUCAUAAAGAACUCUAUACAAAUCUUUUUCUAUAUUUCCUUAUUUUCCUAUUUACCUGUGUCUAUGACCUAACCUAUGAAUUAGUCUUCUCUCUUUAUAUAUCAAAAAUGAAUUACUGAUCUUUUUCUCUGGCUCUGUAGUAUCUCUAUCACUGUCACAUGUGAUCUUUCUUCCUUUUCUCUAGCCCAUAUUCUAGCAUGAAAUACUGGGUUGGCCAGGUGCAGUGGCUCAUUCCUGUAAUCCCAACACUUUAGGAAGCCAAGGCAGAAGAAUCGCUUGAGCCCAUGAAUUUGAGGCCAGCCUGGGCAACAUAGCCUUGUUUCUACAAAAAAUCUUAAAAAUAAAAUUAGCCAAUAUGUGGGCAUGCACCUGUGGGGCCAGCUACUCAGGAGGCUGAGGCAGAAGGAUUGCUUGAGCCCAGCAAUUUGAUGCUGCAGUAAACCAUGAUGACACUACUGGACUCUAGCCUGAGUGACAGUGAGACUCUGUCUCAAAAAACAAACAAAACAAAAACUGAAACAACAAAAAAAGACUGGGUUUAUUUAAGCUAGUUAGAAUUUAUCUUUCUAUAUGUUAAUAACAGCCUAACAGAUUUUUUGUUUUAAAUAUCUCUAGGCUAGCCUCAAGGUUAAGUAAUUAUAGAAGUUUGGUAUGUAUUUUCUUCAUAAUUUGAAUAUAAUUGCUUCCAUUGUGACUGUCAAUUGAAUGCAUGGAGAUCAAUUGUGAUAAUAUACAGGAUUUUAGUCCUAUCUCUACUGCUGAAGUAACCUUACACAAAAUACUUUGUAAAAAAAUCACUAAAGUGCCAGCAUUUUUAAAGUGUAUAUUUUUCUUUGGCAACCUCUCAUGAAAAGCACUAACUAAAAAUAUUUAAUAAUCUUUUUUGUAUUACAGUGCUUCUUUUGUUGGAAAUAUAUCACAAUCCUCAAGUUCCACUGCUAUGCAAAAGUAUCUUAGAAUCUGAAUCUUAUAGAUAAUACUACCUUUUUUUUUUUUUUUUUUUUUUUUUUGAGAUGGUGUCUCGCUCUGUCACCUAGGCUGCAGUGGUGUGACCUCACUGCAACCUCUGCCUCCCAGGUUCAAGCAAUUCUCCUGCCUCAGCCUCCCUAGUAACUGGGAUUACAGGCCAUGCCACCACGCCCAACUAAUUUUUGUAUUUUUAGUAGAGACAGGGUUUCACCAUGUUGGCCAGGCUGGUCUCAAACUCCUGACCUCAGGUGAUCCGCCUGCCUCGGCCUCCCAAAGUGCUGGGUUUACAGGCGUGAGCCGCUGCGCCCGGCCAAUACUGCCUUUCAAAAGAGACUGAUAGUGACCAGCAUUAGUAAUCAUACUGGUGGGGUUUUUUGGGGUGUUUUUCUGUUUUGUUUUUUGUUUUUUGUUUUUGAGACAAGGUCUUCCUCCCGUUGCCUAGGCUGGAGUGCGGUGACACAAUCUUGGCUCACUGCAGCCUUGAUAGAGCAAGCUCAAGUGAUCCUCCCAGGAGCCUCGGCCCCCAAGCAGCUGGGAAUACAGGUGCGCGCCACCAUGCCCAGCUGAUUUUUGUAUUUUUUUGUAGAGAUGGGGUUUUGCCAUGUUGCCCGGAUUGGUCUCAAACUCCUGAGCUUCAGUGAUCUGCCUGCCUUGGCCUCCCAAAGUGUUGGGAUUACAGGCGUGAGCGACCACACCCAGCCCAUAUUGGUCUUUCUUACUGUUCUUAAAAAGAGAAUUCCUUUAAGGCAGGACCGAUUACAUAUACACUCUAGAAAAGAAAAUAGCAAGGAAGAAAUAAAUUGCCUUCAAUUACCAAAGAUUUGAGCUUCUGCUAUGGCUGAGAGUGUUUUGGUCAUUGCAAAUUCAGGGGUUUCCCAAGUUCACCCUCAGUUCUGGCUAGAAAGAGAAAACUUACUAAAAGCUAUUAUACUCACAGUCAUAUUUAUUACAGAGAAAGGAAAUACAAAUUAAAACCAGCCAAAGGAAGUGACACAUAAAACAGAGUCUAGGAGUGGUCCAAACUUGAGGCUUUCGGUGUCCUUUUCUUGUAGCGUCAUGGAAGGUGUUAUCUACUCCUGACCACAAUGUUUGACAGUACACACAUAGUAUUGCCAUUCAGGGAAGCUCACCUAAGCUUUGGUGUCCAGAUUUUUAUUGAGAGAGGCUCUAUUAGUUGGCAUGGUUGGUUGAUUUUUUUGCCCAUGUAGUUGUCCUCUCUUUCCAACAUCUGCCCCUCCCUGGAGAUCUGGUUGACAUCAAGACUUCAGGGCCUCACCAUAGGUUAUCUCGUUAGCAUAAACUGUCAAGUGUUGUCUAAGGAACCCACAAUGAAUAAUAAAGACAUUCCUAUCAGUGAGAACUCCCAAAGACUUACACCAGAACUUUCUUUGGAUGGGCCAAAUUUCUUACUACACAAAGACCAUUCAUCUCUAUACACUUCCUUCUGAAUUGAUGAGGAUGAUACAAGCAACGACAAUUCUUCUUUUCAGAGACUUUUAAUUUUUUUUUUUUUUUUUUUUUUGAGAUGGAGUCUCGCUCUGUCACUCAGGCUGGAGUUCAGCGGCACGAUCUCUGCUCACUGCAACCUCCGCCUCCUGGGUUUGAGCAAUUCUCCUACCUCAGCCUCCCAAGUAGCUGGGAUUACUGGUGCUCACCACCACGCCCAACUAAUUUUUGUAUUUUUGGUAGAGACGGGUUUUCACCAUGUUGGCCAGGCUGGUCUCGAACUCCUGACCUCAGGUGAUCUGCCGGCCUUGGCCUCCCAAAGUGCUGGGAUUACAGGCAUGAGCCAUCACACCCAGCCCAGAGACUUUUAAUUUAUACAUUGUCAUUUUUAAUUUUAGAAUAUCUGUCAAAUGAUUCUGAACAUAACAUGAAUCUAGUGUGGAAAAAUGUUUAUAAUCAGAUAUUGUGUUAAGAACAUAUAUAUAUAUAUAGAGAGAGAGAGAGCAUAGUAUUGUCAUUUAGUUUUCACUUCUUAUGUUUAAUGACAACUUUAUAAAUGCUGGACUAUUUUAAACUACAAAUUUAAAACAUGGUUUAUAAACCUUUUACCUGUACUGCAUAUUAAUAAACAAUUUUGAACUAAUUUUAAAUUAGGCAUUCCUAUCACCAUUAUAAGGAAGAGCUAAAACCUGAUACCAGUUGUUAUUUUGGCUCACAGUAGGGCUUCACUAGUGUUAGGAUCACAUUUUCCUCCCUUGGACCUGAGAAUCAGGUGUUUUUCGUUUAAUGCAUUUAUUUUCAUUCAUUCAUUUAGGAUUUCUAAAAUGUUAGAGGUAAUUUGUUUAAAACAAAUAACAUGGUGUUCUUUUGGAAAUAUACAGUUUAUCUUAGAUAUACACUUUCCUCAUUUUAAAGGUAGAACUCACUGCAGGUUUAAAAGAAUAAUGAAUAUUGUUACAGUGUUUAGUGAUAAUCACUGAAAAUUCACGUUAAAAUAUACUUUAAGCUUGUCCAACGCGCGGCCUGCAGGCUGCAUGCAGCCCAGGAUGGCUUUGAAUGUGGCUCAACACAAAUUUGUAAACUUUCUUAAAACAGUAUGAGAUUUUUUUGCAAUUUUUUAAAGCUCAUCAGCUAUUAUUAGUUACUGUAUUUUAUAUGUGGCCCAAGACAAUUCUUCUUCUUUAAGGGUGACCCAGGGAAGCCAAAAGAUUGGACACCCCAGCUUUAAAUGUAGAGUAUUUAAGAGGUUCAGUUAAAUGUACUAAAUCAGACUUGUGUGAUUUAGACACAAAAUCUGUGUGUGUGUGUGUUUGGUCUUUUAAAAGAUACUGCAUGUACAAACAUGAUUUCUAAUAAUUGAGGGUUUAUUAAGUUUUUCCCUUUAGGCUAAAGUUUUAUUUUAUUCUGCUUGGAUAGUAAAUACAGCAUUUUAAAAUGAUGAUGCUAAGUGCUUUUUUAAUAUAUGCAUGCUGCUUCAAUAGGUCUUUUAAAUAUAGCCAAGGCAGGGUAAUAUUUCCUGAGUGAUGAUAGAAUUAUAGAAAAUCAUGAAAGAUGUGUGCCCAUGUUUCAUUUUAUAACUGUUCCAGUCAUAUUGCUAUGAAUUCUAGAAUUUUAAAACCUGCCACACUUAUUUUGGAUGUUAUAUACACAUAAUGCCUCAAAUUUCCAUUAUUUCAUAUUAUUUUUCUCCAUUUCCCUCGUGUCAAGUUUCAUUUUGUUUUCAAUGUUUUGUUUUUAUAAUAUUGCCAUUUUAAUGGCUUCAAUCAUGCUAUGACAGAUUGUGCCAAUUUAGCUUUAAAAAACUCAUGGGCUACCUCCAUGAACUCACACAUGCGGCAUUGUUAAAGAACCUUUUUUAAAAUUAAAUUUUCUCCAGCUUUUCAUUUUGCAGCAUACAAAAAAAUUGAAAAAUUGGUAUACCACCUAAAUCCAACCAUUAUUAACAUUUUGCCACACUAGCUUUAUCUCUGUUGGGACACUUUACCCCUACAUACUCCAGCAUGCGUGACCUAAAGAUAUGGACAUCUUCUUAAUUAACCUCAGUGCCAUUAUGACACCUAAGAAAAUUUAAAUUAAUUCAGGUCACUUCAUCUAAGUUCAAAUUCAAAUACAAUUGCCCCUCUGUAAACGUGGGGGAUUGGUUCCAGGACCCCCACCUCGUGUAUACCAAAAUUUGGGCACACUCAAGUCCUUAAGGGGAAACCGCGUAUAAGAAAAGUCAGCCCUCCCUAUGGGUGGGUUUCACAUCCUGCAAAUAACUGUGUUUUCCAUCUGCAUUUGGCUGAAAAAAAAUCUGCAUAUAAGUGGACCCAUGCAGUUCAAAUCUGUUGUUCAAGAGUCAACUGUAUUCCCAGUUGUCUCAAAAAUGAUUUUUUAUAGCUUUUUUGUUUUGGAACGAGGGUAAAAUCAAGGUUAAUGCUUUGUAUUUGAUUGUCUCCUUUGGUCUUGAAGUCCCCUUCCUGCACCACCACCUGCCCCUCAAUGGCUUUUUUAUACCAAGAGACUGAAAAUGCUACCUCUAAUGACUUUUCUCCCCAUGAUAGUACUCUUUGAAGGACCAAAGUUACUUUGCUCCUAUUAUGUGGUUUGAUUUGUUCCCUUUAUUCCUUUCAUGUCCUUUGAACUGGAAGUCAAGUCUAUAGGUUUGAUUACCUUCAGGUUAAAUGUAUUGGGUAAAAAUAUUUCACAGAUUUUAUAUUGUAUCAUAUUAAAAGGCACAGAUAAUCUCAUUAUUAAUGUUGGUAAUUAUUUGGUUAAGAUGAUGACUACCCCAUUGUAAAGGUUAUUGUAAAGUUCUCCCUGUGGUAAAGGUCAUUUGUUCACCCUUAGUAAUCUAUGGAGUAAUGUUUUAGCACCAGGAGAAUAUUCUGUUUCCCAAUGCCUUUAGCAUCAAUUGAUGAUUCUUGACUGAAUCAUUUAUUACACUGGGGUGCAAAAUGGUGAUAAAUUUUUUUUAGUGCUCUAAAUUUCUUCUACAUUUAUUAGUUUAUAUUCUUUUUUAAAAUAAAAAAGUAUAUUUCCCUCCUGUUUCUCUAAUAUCCCUCUUUAAAAAAAAGACCAUGUCUUCAUGAAUUUAAAAAAAAUUACUCAAUAUAUUAUAGCCAAUCGGUCACAGUUCUUUUUGAUGCUCAUAUAUAUUGUGAGCCUCUAGCCCAUGUAAGUCACAGCAAGCUAGCUCUUGGGUUUUUUUUGAGAUGGAGUUUCACUCUGUCACCCAAGCUGGAGUGCAGUGGCACGAUCUCGGCUCACUGCAACCUCCACCCUCCGGGUUCAAAUGAUUCUCCUUCCUCAGCCUCCUGAGUAGCUGGGACUAUAGGUGCCUGCCACCGCGCCUGGCUAAUUUUUUGUAUUUUUAGUAGAGAUGGGGUUUCACCAUCUUGGCCAGGCUGGUCUUGAACUCCUGACCUCGUGAUCCACCCGCCUCGGCCUCCCAAAGUGCUGGGAUUACAGGCAUGAGCCACCGCGCCCGGCCACUCUUGUGUUUUUUAAACAUGACCACAUUAGUCUUUUAGUCCUUAUUUGCUUUAGGCACAAGAAAUCUGAGGCUUACCUUAUAUUUGUCUUGUUCCAAAUUUGGAUUAUCAGCUAAUUCUCCAAGGAGCCCUAUACCUUUUAAGGGGAGUGGGAUUUAUUUAAUUUUUUCUUUGGAGUCCUUCUAGCCAGUGAAUGGAAUUUAUUAUAGAAUCCAUUGUUACUGAGCUGUCAUUGUUUCUAGGCCAUUUUAGUGGACAUAGCUAGGAAAUACAAUUUUAAAAGAUCAUGAAUUCAAAUUAAUAUUUACAACUAAAAUUUAGCAACAUGGCCAGGUGCAGUGGCUCAUCCCUGUAAUUCCAGCACUUUGGGAGUCUGAGGUGGGAGGAUCACUUAAGGCCAGGGGUUCAAGACCAGCCUGGGCAACAGAGUGAGAUCCUGUCUCUACAAAAAAAAAAAAAAAGAUAAAUUUUUUCGAAAAGUUUUAUAUGAAAAGUGUACUCUGAAAAAAUCUAGCUGUCAUACCUAUCCCUCCAUUCCUAACCAUCUCUUAUAAGUAAUUAUUAUCCAUCUCUUAUAAGUAAUUAUUAUAAGUAUUUUCUUAGUUUUCCAAUUUAUCUUUCAUGUGUUUCUUUUUAAAAAGCAAACAAAUAUGCAUAUUGCUGUACUUACUGUGCCUCUUUCACAACAUGGGGUCUUUAUAAAAUUUCUUUGGAUGUUUAGAAAGGUUUGUAUGCUCUAAUUUAUACUGAUAACAUUUUAUAUAAUGCAUUUAGAGUCCCCAAUUUGCUUGUCUAGGCCUCUACUAUUUAAUUUGACACCUUUAAAUGAUGUUCUUUGACUCUUAUCUAAUUGUCUAUGUGACCGUCAGUGAAUAUAUUAUCUGUUCAUAUUUUCUGUAGUCUUAUUUCUUUUUGAUUAGAACAUAUAAUAUUUACACACUAUUUUCCCAUCCUAAUCCCCACCUUUGUAAUAAAAUUAAUUAAAAUUUUAAAAAAGUAUAUUUAAUAACCUACUGAUACUUACCUGAAGUCUCUCUGGUCAACUUUUGGCUGGAUGAAGCUCUUCUGUAGAGUAUUCAAGGAGGGCUUGUAAGUACUGUACAAUAUUCUCUGAGUUGUGACAUGUUUAAAAUUUCUUCUGGAGCCUAGAUACUUAAAGUACACCUUGGCCAUGUAGAAAAUCCUUGACAAACAUUUCCUUUUCUUGAGUUUGUCUGAAUUUGUGCUUCACUGUUGGGUUGCUUGAUGUUAUCAUCAAGAAGUGUGGCACCACUUGAUUUUUUUCCCUUUUGGAAAUGACAUUUUGUUUGUUGUUUUUUACCUAGAGACCCAGAUAAUUUUUUCUAUAUUAUUUUAUCUAUGAUCCUUUUUAUCUCAUUUUUGUUCUCAUAGCUGUUUUAUUCCUCUUCUCUGUAUUUCUUACUUUACUUUUAUUUGUGUCUCUCAGGUACCCUGUGAUUUAGUUUUCAUUUUUAGAUGAUUUUAUCUUUUCAGUAUAUUGCCUAUGUUUGUUCAACUCUCAUUUUACAUCUUACUAUUGAGUUUAAAAAUUUUUAUUUGCUGUGUUCUUUUAUAUGUGCAAUUAAUGAUAUUCAUGUUGGAGUGUUGUAUAUUAUUUGCCUCUGCUUCAUAUUGUCUAGAGGGUAGUAUUUUCUAUUGAUUGAAAAGUUUUCAUUUUCUGUUUUUUAUAAUAGCCUUGUAUGGAUUUUUGGUGGCUUUUCUAUUCAUGAUUAAAUGUGUAGGAUCUUCUUCAAUCAGCAAUAACAGGUGGCUCUAUAGAAUGGAGGGUAGAAGGGAUGUGGGUGACUUACUCAGUUUUUAGUUAAAGAGGACCCUCUUCUGUUAGCAUGGUGAAGUGCAGUUUCUUUAAUAAAUUGUGCAUGGUGGGGGUGGGAUUUGGAUUCUGUGAUACAAUCUUGUUUCUUUAGGAAUCUUUUACUUUUGGCCACUUGCCUUUCUUUCCAAGGAAUCCCACUCCCUUUCAAGGUGCCUCAUGAACUGUUUUCAUGAACUUUCCAAACAUUGGUUUCUGCUUGUUUCUAAGCCUGAUUCUUGGCCUUCUCAUUAAUUUUCAAAACUUCCAAUAUCCUUCCAAAUAAUUCCCUUUUGCUUACGUUAGCGAGUACUAGUUUGUUAGCCAGUGUUAGUUUCUGUUGAUCCUAACCAAAAAACCCUAACUGAGAUAUCAGUCUCUUAGCGCAAAGUUUGUGAAUACGGUCAUCCCUCCAUAUGAGGAGGGGAGUGGGAAUUGGUUGUGGGACUUCCGUGGAUAUCCAAAUCAGUGGAUGCUAAAGUCCCUUACAUAAAAUGGCAUAGUAUUUGGUUAUCAUCCUCCCCAUACAUCAUCUCUAGAUUAUUUAUAGUACUUAAUACAAUGUAAUGCUGUGUAGUCAUACUGUAUUUUUUACUUGUAUUUUUGUUGUUUUGUGGGAUUUAAAAAAUAUUUUUAUUCUGAGGAUAGUUGAAUCCACAGGAUACUGAGGGCCAGCUGUAUUCACAACCCAAAUCACAUACAAAGCGACAAGUUCAUACACAAUAGGCCUAUUAGAACAGGACUGUUCUCUCUUGUUUAUCAUUGCAGCCUUUCUAGCACAAAGCCUGGGACAUUCUGGACAUUUAGUAUGUGUUAAAUUUCUCUUACUACAUUAUUUCCAACAGUAUUUACUGCAAUCUGCAAUUACCUUCCUUUUGUUUUGUAACUGUGUCCCCCACUAGAAUGUAAGCUCUGUGCAGAUAGUGUCUCAUUUAUUGAUGUAUCCCUGGCAUCUAAUAAAACACUGACAACACAA